Molecule: messenger RNA, 298 nt
Organism: Etheostoma cragini (Arkansas darter)
Lineage: Eukaryota; Metazoa; Chordata; Actinopteri; Perciformes; Percidae
Product: calcium-transporting ATPase type 2C member 1-like
Exons: 2
Source: RefSeq, a predicted model, not a curated record
UUUGUUUGUGUUGCAGCUUUCCGAGAGACAACAAUUCAGUGAAGAUGAGACCAUGGUCCCGGUACUAACCUCCAGAAAAGCCAGCGAACUCCCCGUCAACGAAGUAGUUUGUGUCCUGCAGGCGGACCUGCAGUUGGGUCUGACCCGGGACGAGGUGAGCCGGAGGAGAGCCUACCACGGCUGGAACGAGUUCGACAUCAGCGAAGACGAGCCGCUAUGGAGGAAGUACAUCUGUCAGGUAACAAGCGCAUCACUUUUAAUGGAGUCUGUAAAGUUCAGACCAAUGACAAGAGGCUGU